This is a messenger RNA of Salvelinus namaycush (lake trout), 1143 nucleotides long. RefSeq names its product MORN repeat-containing protein 2-like. The transcript has 7 exons. Lineage: Eukaryota; Metazoa; Chordata; Actinopteri; Salmoniformes; Salmonidae. The record is from RefSeq and is a predicted model, not a curated record. Bases 167 to 604 code for a protein of 145 amino acids.
CAUCGCAACAACAUCAGCUGGACUAGCACGAAAAAAUGGAAUAAGAUAUAGCUAUAGUCAUGUUUGAACUAGCAACAAAUCCGAAAUGUAUUGACUAGCUUGACAGCCAGCUAAAGUUAGCUAAAAGCUAUAUUGAGUAAAUUCAAUUUGACGAAGCAUUACUAAAAUGUCUGAGAAGAAAAAAGGAAAGGUCACAGAAAGCGAAGAGGAAGGGAAUUUGCAAGUAUCCUUCAUUUUCCCAAAUGGUGACAGAUAUGAAGGAGAGUGCUGCAGGUCCACAGAGGGAGUCGUGAGGAGGAGUGGUAUGGGCAAACACACCUCAGCCAGUGGUGUCACCUACACUGGAGAGUGGCAUGAUGACAAGAUGAAUGGCAGAGGGACUCUGGAGCAUCCCUCUGGGGCCCUGUAUGAAGGGGACUUCAAAGACAACAUGUAUCACGGCACAGGGACAUACAGCUUCUCUGACGGGACCAAAUACUGCGGCAGCUUCAGCAAGAACAGGUUGGAGGGUGACGGGGAGUUCACCGACUCUCAGGGACUUGUUUGGAUUGGAGGCUUCCACAACAAGGCAGCUCCUGGUUUGAAACUUAAACUCAACAUGUAACCCAUGACAUAAUAUGUUGGUCCUUCCCCCUCCAACCCCAAGCUAGCCUGGAGUGCUUGGGUCUUGAUAUGGGUGCUGGGGGUGGUUUGUAUGGUGGGAGGUAGCAUGGCGCAUGUACUGCAUCACCCAUCCAGCGUAUCAGAUCGGUGGAGAAUAUUCCCAUACGCUUAUUAGGGUAGUACAGCACUCUACAAACACACAAAGAAUCAGAACAUAGGUUCACAGGAAGGCCUUGAUUUGUGGGAAUAGUAUGCUCUUCAUUGAAACACACAUCCUUUUGUUGAGCAUCUGAACUAGCUUUUCAUCCCCGGUGGACCUGUGCUGCAGCCUUCCAAGCACAAGGCCAGAACUUGUGACACUGGUAAUAAGGCUAUGCUACAUAAGGAGAGGCAACACACACAACUUCCUGUUUUCUUGGAAGACCGCAAGCUGUGGAAGGAGUGAUCAGAGUUCUGAGAUUUGAGAAACUGCCCGCUGGCAUCAAAAGGCACGUAGUCCUCUCAUGCAGUCAAUGACCAAAAGUGGCGUUAUUAAUAUUU